GUUUUAUGACUGAAAACAGGAAACGGGAAGUGUACACAAAAAAAACAAACAUUUCUACACCUUUAGUAGCUUUAACUUUACAGGUGACAAUGGGAGCUGCGUCAUCAAAACAGUCAGGCCCAAAGCCCAGGAAACUGACCAAAGAAGAAAGGACUGCGGCCCAACUCCAGUCCCUCAUCCCAGUAGACCCCGUACCUUACAGAGGUCCCCAGCUUCAGUACUGCCUCAUAGAUGUGCCUGUGAAGAUGAAAGCACACAUGCAGUUUGGUUUUGGUGGUCAACAACUGACGUCUGACAUCGACCAAUACUAUGCAACCAUAGUUCAGCCUUACAAUGAUGGUUAUGUCAUGACACAAUUCAUGAAGAUUCCUGGCCAAAUGAACCGUGGUGGGAUGAUAAGCAUGAGUGUCACAUUCCCAUACCAGGCUAUACACACCAGACCAAUAAAUGUUGCACCAUCACCAGAAAGGUGGCAAUUGCGUGUAGAGAAGAGUGUCAUUGAACUGCAGGUAUUCCGCUAUGGCUUGAUAAGUGGGGGAGGUUCAUCAGCAGCAAAUACAUCACACAUCCAUGAUAAGAUUCAUGAGAUGACUCAGGCUGGAGGAAGAUUGAUCUGUGUAGAAAUGACAGGGGCCCAACAAGGACCUAAUAUGUCCCAAGCCAUGUCAGGAUAUGGCGGAGCAUUUGGAGUUGAUAUGAUGUUUAACAUGCCACUCCACCCCAACCCCAAGUUGUAUAGCUACCAGGCUGCUAAUGUUCCUGUACCAUACACUGUGCAAGCUGGCUUUUCAAUGCCAAGUUUUCAGUGCAAUAUUGACUGGAAUGCCCAGUUUGGAAGCUGGCUGAAUCAAGGCUGGAAACUCAUUGAGAUUUUCCUGGACAACUCCCAGUCACAGCAAAGAACUGGGCUAAUGUCUGCUGGAGGCACCCUUAACUCAAUUUGGUGGUUUGAAAAAGAGAAUUCUCGACUGAAUGAUACAACUCCUUUGUACCAGGGAGCAAUUAUUCCAUACGCUCAUGAGAUAUCAGCUGGUUUUGGCUCAGUAAAUGCAAAAAGCAGCUGGACACCAAUUAUUCAGGAAAUGGGAAAUAAAGGAUGGGAACUGGCAACAAUACUCCCAACUCCAACAAUGUCUAGGAAUGGUAUGACAUCAUUCUCCAUGCAUCUUCUGAUGUUUUUCCAACGACCAAUUAUCUACGAGGCCCAGGGAUAUACAGCGCCCCCUGCUGAAGCUAUGAGCGCACCCCCUCCACCUUCUUAUAACGCAGUUGUCGACCAGAAACCAACAAAUACAGCUGAGAAAAGUGAGUCGUCGGGUGUGCUCCGCUAGAAGCCUCAUCAUACUUUUUAUCAACUUAUGGUAGUAAAAAGUAGCAUAUCAUUUAAUUGACUUAUCUUGCCUGAUUUAUGUUAACCUUGGUUUAUGACUUGGAUAAAUUUUAUUGUAAUUAACUUUAUUUGGGGAUUGAAUGAUUUUUCAUCACAGCAAAAUCACCACUAGAUACACUUAUACAACAAUAUAUGGAAAAAUCCCAUAUAAACAUCAAGCAAGCCAAGCACUAAACACAUUGAAUUGAUAUAUGGAAUUGCACAGGGAAAAGAUAUUGGCCAUGUUUGGAAUCAAUAAAACAAAAUUAAUGCUCUCAGUGCAUCUUGCAGAGGAAUUGAAAUUUCGUUGCUGUGAAAGUGGUAACCCUGUUACAUAUCAACAAUGAAAACUUUGUCUAACUAUUUGUUCCUACAUUACUGAAGAAAUUAUUUUUAUAUAUUAGUCCUAUGUGCACCUUAUAUGCAGAGUAUGCUGUACAAUGUAAAUUCAAAGGACAGGGUAUUACUUAGUAAAAUGAAAAGAUAUGUUAUAUUGAGAGAAUGGCUAUUAAAUACUCGUAAUGUAGUGUGGGAAGGGGUUGUUGCAAUUUAUUGUUCAAUUCAAUUUAUUUCAUAAUUUCUUCUAUAAU
Owenia fusiformis is the source of this 1959-nucleotide messenger RNA. NCBI's taxonomy places the organism in Eukaryota, Metazoa, Annelida, Polychaeta, Sabellida, Oweniidae. The record is from the annotation of a GenBank genome assembly.